GCAAUUUUGCCUUUGUUUGCUGUUGCCAAGAAGAAGAAGUGAAGCGAGCGAGCAAGAAGGCACCAAGAAGGCAAGCAACCAACCACACCAAGAAGCAAGCAGGCAGGCAGGCAGGCGAUGCUGGAAGAGGCCGGCACGGAGGCGAGCAGCAGCUCCUUGUUUGACCUCCUCGCAACCCAAUCCGCUCGGUUUCGGGAGCUGUACUUGCAAGCAGAGCGAGAUGCGGAGGAGGCCCGAGAGCGGGAAUGGCAUGCAGCCGUCAGAAUUCAAAGUUGCUGGAGAGGAUACACAGAGAGGAAAGCGCUGCAGCGGCUACACGAUGCUGCAGGAACCAUACAGAGGGCGUUCCGCGGACUCAUGGGCCGCAAACGCUUUAGAGUCACAGUGAAGCAGCAACUGAAAGAUCUCAGAACAAACCACUACAACACCAUGGCCGCGAGAAUACAGGCUGUAUGGAAAGGGUAUUGCGAACGGAAACACGGUCUGGACUACUACGCGCGAAAAGCGUACCUCGAAGCCCUCCGCAAACACAAUGCCGACAUCAAACAUGAGCUAGACGAGUUUGAGCGGGAACAGGCCGCCCGCCGUCAAGCCGCACAGGAAAAGGCAGAGAAGAAGCGACGGUUGAGGGAGUUAGAACGGCAGCACGUGCUGUUGUCUACGCGAGCGCAACGCGGGGUGCUGGCUGUGCAAGAAAAGGGGCAGGACAUGGAGGUGACUGUCAGAACCGUCAACAAACUCCAGACACUGCGGAAACCGCGGCCGCCGCCCGGCCCGUCCCCGCGCAAGACCGCAUCGACAGCAGCACCUGUUGACGCGUCUCUCCUCUACAGCAAACCACAGGGCCCGUUCAAGCCGCCAGAGCACGUCGUACGUAUGAAGACGCGCGCGCCCCGCGUGACCCUCAAGCGCGCUGAGCCGUACCUCUCCCCUGUCGACCCGUCAAAGGUGUUUGAACGCGCGUCUGACGGAGUUGCAGCAGAGGAGGCGCACCAGCCGCGCUUUGCCGGGUUCAGCAAGACACACAAGCGCGAGGAAGGGCAUGUGCAGUCGGUGUUUGCAUCGACACCAUACAUUGGAGAGGGGCCUGGCGACUUGCGGCAAACGUAUGGCCGGCAGACGUUUCGAUCGGCGGAGCAGGAGCUAAAUGCGUCAAGCAGCACCAGCAACAGACUCGCCUUCUCCACAAACGUUGGAAGAAUCAGCCUAUUCGACGAGACAGAACCAUGACAUGCGAUAUUGGCAACCCUUUGUUGUGCUACAACACCGUUUGUUUUGUGUGUUGCGUGGCUGGUUGGCCUGCCCUUGAUUCGUCAAUUCCACACACCGCAAAUCCCCCUUUGGUUUGAUCUUGUCGCGCGCUUCUCUCCUGCCUGG
Messenger RNA from Salpingoeca rosetta, 1377 nucleotides. RefSeq lists its product as uncharacterized. Lineage: Eukaryota; Choanoflagellata; Craspedida; Salpingoecidae. Gene Ontology annotation, cellular component: spindle pole. Gene Ontology annotation, molecular function: protein binding. The record is from RefSeq and is a predicted model, not a curated record. The transcript is spliced from 9 exons. Gene Ontology annotation, biological process: mitotic cell cycle; spindle organization; establishment of meiotic spindle localization. The coding region runs from base 118 to 1230 and encodes 370 amino acids.